GACUUCAUAUCGGGGCAUACAAUCUAUAGGGGAAGGAUUAUUUUUGGGGGAAAUCAACUCUAUCGUAGUUUACGUAUGAAAAUGGUGUCGUAUAUUUGUACUACAGCACGGACUCAAAAAAAACUCUGCUUAAUAGCUUAUAAAGUACCUAAUCACCAAUAAAAAAAAACUUUCUACUCUAGUGUUAUUGCAUACCGAGCAAAAAACCACUGUCCGCAAAGUUGUUCAAUUGUACAAAAAUUCUAACAUAAUAGGCGAUGCAAAAUCUUGUUUGUACCGUUUUCUAUCUUCUAUCCGUACGAACAGUUCUACACGAAACUCAUCCACUGUAGCAGCUAAAUCGUCUUCGCACGCAUUUACUUCGGAUUAGUUGUUCGGGUUUUGGGUUCGGCGACACUCACCAACGCACCGGCCAGGCAGUCGAAACCAAACUCACCCCAAACCUCCCCUAUUUGCGAGAGUGCAUUCCCACACACACCUGCAUCCCAGUUGUGGAUGGGUUUUUUUUUAUGCUAGUGGUAGGUGGGGAGUGCUAGCACCAGAACAUACACGCAACAGCAACAAAAGGGAAGUAAAUGGUAGCGAGUGCUCGCGAGCCUGUGCGAUCGGGAAGGAAAGAUCUCAGCAGUGACUCGGGAGCCACAGGCCAAAAGGACAGACGCACCGUGAAGUGAGCGAAACCAACCCUCGGUACGGAAACAAGCGAACAGGGGGAGCCGGGGUGGGUGGCUUCGGUUUCGGACGGUUUGGUUUGUUGUGCGGCGCGAGUGCAGCAAGGGCAGAAGCGGCAGUCGGCACUGUUGAUUCUUUUAGCGCGCUGGCCCUGGCAGUAAUCGCACAGUUUUUCCUCGACCGUUCGUGUGUUAAUCUCGCGCGCCACGAGACCACAUCUUUAUUCUACGGUUCCACGCGUUUACCUUUUUUCUCGUAAAACAAAAAAAUAAUACACACACACACACGCACAGGGAAAGAUAUUAUACGCCCGUUUGGACGGAAAAAUCUUGCGACUGCGAACAUUGUCUUCGCUUAUUACGUUGGUUCUUCGUUUCAUUUCGAGUGUACAUACAAGUGGUUUUGUGUUUUGUGUUGGAUAUUGUUUUAUUUUAUUUUUUUUUUGCUUUCGUGUUACUUUGGUCCAAAAAAUUUGAUUCCGAUCUUCAGCCGUGUUUGGAUGUUGUUUUUAUUUGUAAUGUGUAUGAACUUUGCUUGAUCGACUAGCGUUUCGCGUGUGCGUUUGCUACAUGUCGCGUGCUCGCAACGUACCAGAACGUACCGGACAAAGUGCCCGUAAAAUGAAUCGACUAUCGACGUGUUAAUGUGUCACCGAUCGUGACGUGGUAAACCCGUGGAGAAGCCUUUUUACCCCAUAGCACACACAGGCCUACUGGGGUUGUUUUUUGCCAAUCGGAAAUAAAAACCACGUGCUACCACGAGAAGACGAAGCAAAAACGCGUCUGCUGCAAUCAAUCCUAGGGAGAGUGUGAAUGAAAAAAUAAACAAAAGCAUGGUGCAGUGUUACAACAUUUUGGGUUCUUAAAGGCAGUUCCAUCUUUUGCUCGCGUGCUGUUUGCGUUGAGCGUUCAGUUCGCCCAGCUGUCCAGGCAGUGUGUCGUGUAACAGAUUGUUCGUGGUGAAGUUUAAUAUCAGGUGAUUUGUGAGUGAAAGUGGUUGUAUUUUUUUAGUGCAUCUAAAAAAAAGAAGAACAUCAUUAAAAACUAAUUAUUUUACUCGUACAGAUUAAUGUUUCAACACAACAAUUUCCAAUCAACACAACGGUAGUGCGUGAACCGAUGUAAGUGUAACUGCAACUGUUGUAAGCAAAGUGUCACCGCACACGCAUCGAACAACCGCAAAUGCAGCUGCAGUGUCGGUUGCGCGGCCGGCAGUGAUUCGCGACGAAAGAUGCGCUUCCUCAAAUCGGUCCCAGCAAACAAUGAGCAUCCAAUCGGCCGAAGUGCAGCGAAAAUCCGGCAGCGGUUCCGGCAGCGGCCAUGCACCGAUCUCACCACCAGCGCACCGUGCGCCUGCCUCGAUGGCGCCCACACUAACCGCCCGCUCCGUCCCGUACAGUGACCGGCCGGUGGGUCGUUGUGUGGCGGUGGCCGGUGGCAAAAUGUUUCCGACCCUCGACGUGACGGCGAAGCUGACGCUGCUGAUUAUGCUGCUAAUUGCCGUUAUUGACCAUAGUGAAGCGGGUACCUGUUGGUUGCGGCGGUACGAGUCGUCGGGAAAGUGCAGUCAGCUGUUCGCACGUAAUGUGACGCGGGAAAGUUGCUGUGGGGCCGGCUCGAGUGGUGGGAAGGGCUUCAGCGAGCGGGACAUUCCCGACGUUGGUCUGUUUUUCAUCAACGCGUUCAACGAUGGGAUGGAGUGCACGUCAUGUUUAGAUACUUGCGAUCGGACAAAGUGUGGCCCAAAUAAACGCUGUGUGAUGCGUCGCAAUCGUCCUAAAUGCAUCUGUGCACCGACGUGCAGCGGUGGAAGCAACAAACGUCGCCCACAGUCAUCCAGACGCAACAAUCGGCUCCAUCAGCUGCACCAACAGCAGCAGCAGCAACAUGAGCAGCAACCCCGCUUUCACCAGCAAAACAUAAAGGUGAUCAACCUGAGCGAAAGCCAGCGAAACCACCGACAGUAUUUCGCCGACACCGGACGGCAACCGAGGCCGCGCCAGCUACGGUACACGGGCCCGGAGACGGUCGAUGGUCGCGGCGGUAGGAGUGUAAAAAAAUCUAGCCUAAGUGAAAACCGAACACCCGGUGGUAGCCAAAGAGCGAGCGCAAAACUCAGCGCGAAGGAUAACGCUAAGGAUAAGAAGCAUAAUUUAUUGGAAUCUGUGACAUUAGUGAGUAGUAGUCGGGGUGGCAGUAGUAGUAAUAGCAGUAAGCAUAGUAGAACUAGUGGCACCAGCACGUCCAAAGGUUCCACCCAUCGUCCGCGCAACUGUACCGCGGCAGGUUACGGUCCCGUACCGUCCGGCUGCAACCCAUCCGGACGCGAUUGGACCGGUGGCGAACGGAUCGUACUGCAGCAGAGCGGACUAGCUUUAAAUUUAAAACCCACCGGCAGUAAGGGUACUGCACCGAAGGGCCGAGAGCAGAGUGCUGUAUCGACCUUUAUUCCACCUACUACCACCACACGACGCCAUCAUCGGAAGGAGGUACCGGUGCGCGGCAAUCAGACGAUGAACGAACAAACCCACCGAAAGUCCACCACCGUGGCACCGUUCGUCGCGUUCGGCAAGCCAAAGCUGCUGCGUGUUCCGCGGGUCGGUCGCAAGCAGAACGGUACGGCGGUACGGGUACCGCGCCGUGAGCCAAACUAUUUGGACGAUGUGUUCUUUAUCGAGAACUAUCACCAGCAGCAGCGAAGAAAGGGAAAGCAUCAGGGCCUGCCGAUGGAGGAUUUAUGGGGCAAUGAAAUUAUGCAUCAGGCUAAUUUCUACAAUCCAGUCUGUGGCACAGAUGGCAGAACGUACAAAACUGAAUGUCAGUUGAAGAAGCGGGCUUGUAGGCAAGAGAUUACUUCCUUGAUGGUCGCCUACAAAGGACAUUGCCAAACAUCCUGUAAGUUUGUCCAGUGCCCGGAUGGGAAGCGAUGCAUCGAGGACCAGAAUGCGACACCGCACUGUGUAUCCUGUGGUGGUACGGAGUGCCGUGUGGACCGAUCGCCCAAAUCGGUGGUUUGUGGUACGGAUGGGAUCACCUAUCCGAGCAUCUGCGAGCUAAAGCGUCAGGCAUGUCUCACUGGUCGAGCCAUUCCGGUUGCUUAUCGGGGACGUUGCAUUGAAGCCGCCACAUGUGAGACGAUCAAGUGCAAGGAUCGGCAGCACUGUCUAACGGAUCUGAAAACGCAUAAACCGCGGUGUGUCAGCUGCAGCUACAAAUGUCCCCGAACGAAACGCCAGCAGGGCUACGGUAAAGCGUACCGGGAAGCCAAAAAUUAUUCAUUCAACGAUCACAUCAAGCUGUGCGGUACCAACAAUCGAACAUAUCACUCCUGGUGCCACAUGCAAAAAGAUUCCUGCACGACAGGAUUUUACAUCGACAUCCAACAUAGCGGCUCAUGCGCUUUUGGAAGAUAAAAAAAACCCACCAAAUACUGGAUUGGAAUAGAAGCUGAUGAUUUACACCAGAUCUGUCGAAAAUACUGUUCCAGUAAGAUAACUCUGUACCGUUGUUCAAUUUAUGGAUGAUGCAGAUAUACUGAAGAAAGAUACAGUAAGACAGAGAAACAAAGAUUACACAGAGAAAGAUAAAGAAAGAUAACGAAAAUGGAAGAAUUUUAGACAAGGUGUAAAGAUAUACUUAUCAAAGGUACAUAUUUAACUGUAAAUUCAAAACAAUCGCAGUAGAAAAGCACACAUUACCGAGCAUUUUUUUAUUUAUGAAUCAAUCCGUCUCUUGUCGUUAAGUUAUUUAUUUGCAAAUCACAACCGAAUAGUAGCGUGUAGGUGCAUCUUAACAGUAAAGCACUACAAUUAGUUGGUUGUACAUACGAGAGAGAAAAAAAUGGGUAGAAAUUGUAGUUUAUGUAGUUUAGCUCAGCAAACUACAAAUAGAUCAGUAAGCGUAGAUAUAUUUAACAUUAUCCUUUCUCAGCAUCCCUCUUCCCUUCCAGCUCUCCUACAACUUACUACCCUGCAACCCACCCGAGAAGGUUAUGAUUUUAAUAGCUUUAGUAACUGUUUGUUUGUUUUUUCCCUUCGAAUUUCGAGCACUAUUUAUUGUACCUUAUAUGGUUGGCUGCAUCCAAGCCCAACCGUAAGCAACCUGACGAAGGCGAAGUAGUGAAAAUCACUGAUCGAUUGUCGAUAGGAUUUCCUAGGAAUCAAAACCAAAAACAUAAAAGAAACAAAAAGGAAACAACAUCCAACAACACGAUGUACUUUAAUUGCUAUCUAAUUGAUAAAAUUAAUCAUCUUUUACAAAUUUUAAACAAAUGUCUGAAAGUUAAAACUGGCCGUGGUCCAGCUUGUGUAUAGAAAGGUGCAAAAUUAAGCUAAAAAAGAAAAUAAUAAACCAAGGGAAAUUAUGUUUUUUGCUUACGGGCAGUAUAAUCAAUUUCUCGUAACAAAAAUGGAGCAAUUCGUUGUAUACAUACAAAAAAGACAAAUCAAUGCACCGUAGCCGUUCUAUUCCUUGUGCCACCAUAAAAAUAAACAAUCAUUAUACCAUGUGGGACUUUGCAAGAGAUCACAAACGCAAAGACUUUUUUAAGUGUGAAUUUAGUCGGUUUCUUCAGUGGUUAAGCGUUGGAGUAGUAGAAAAUUUCAAGUUUGUCAAAAUGGACCCUUUUCCCACAGAUCACAGCAGUAUUGGGGUGUAGUGGAAAACAAAAACAAAAAAGAAACACACACAAUUUUAAAACAGAUAUAAACAAAAUACAACAAAAGAUAAGAAAAACUCUUAAAAUAGUAGAACAAUUGCAUGUCGGUGGUGCAGUGAUUUUAAGGCUAACUGAGUGCAGCAAACAUGAGUUUAUCAAUGGGAAAAAGCAAGCAACAUUUCAUCCCAACAAAUAAAGGUAAUACGAUCUUUCCUGUUUUUCGUAGUUAAAAGAGUACGUGUAAACAUAACAGCGGUAUUAAAAUUUGACUGAUUUUUAGACAACAACAAAAAAGAUUGAAGAAACAACUCUUUUACCCCUAGUGCAUAAUCGAGCAGAGUGCAAAGCAUGUACCACUACAAAACAUUAGGCGAAUGGUUCGUAUAUAUCUAAGUAGCGGCGCUAUCUGUUUGUUGGGUAUUAGUGAAAAUACUUUUUACAGAAGAAGAACAACUGCAACACAAUAUAUAUGGCAAAUUUAUUGCAUCUCCUUGUUGGUAGAACAAUUUAGUAAAAAGAUCAGUUAGCAACCUUUUAAUGUUCAUCUGCCGUAGACUAAUUCAUACAUUCUAAUAACUUACCCCCAUGUAGCAUUUGAUUUGAAUGCAAAGUACGUAAUCCAGUAUAAACUUUGCAACACACAAACACAACAAAACAAACAAAAAUUAUUAGUAAGAUAAACUAAUUGCCCGCGCAAAAUUGCACUGCAUAGACAAAUGGUACAUUAACUUCAGAAUUAUUGCAGUAAACAAUACGAUAAUAUUAAAAGAAAAAGUCAAUUUUAAACUUCAAACCCCAGUAGAAAGCAGAACAGGCAUGUCAAAACAAAUGCAAAGAAAGUAGCAAACAUACCCUUAAAAGAAACGAACAAAAAAAACUCUAGUAAAAUAAAUGUUUAUUCAUGUUGAUAAAAUUACAA
Messenger RNA from Anopheles funestus (African malaria mosquito), 6247 nucleotides. RefSeq lists its product as uncharacterized. NCBI's taxonomy places the organism in Eukaryota, Metazoa, Arthropoda, Insecta, Diptera, Culicidae. The transcript is spliced from 9 exons. The record is from RefSeq and is a predicted model, not a curated record. Gene Ontology annotation, molecular function: protein binding. Bases 1934 to 4084 code for a protein of 716 amino acids.